AUGAAGAGUUGGACGUCAAGAGCGAAGGAGUUUGGAAUGACUGUCAAUGGAGUGGCUGUGGUAACGGGAGUAAUACAAGGGACAGUGGCAGGACCCUUCCUGUUGAACGUCGCCAUCGAUGACAUCAUGCAGAUAAUUGUCGGUCGGUGUCCUGCCGACGUCGUCUUAGCACCAACAGGCUGCCCGUUGACUGAUCUCGAGUUGUGUUACGUUGGGUGUAUGCUAAAGAACAGCGGCAGCUACGAGAAAGAUAUUCAGGAAAGAUGCGCUAAGGAUAUUUCUGCAUUUAACUCCCUAACGAAAUGCCUGUGGUUGACCCCCAUCACCAAGGAAGUCAAGCUGCGAGUCUACCUAUCCACAAUUCGCCUCAUCAUGAUGUACGGAUCGGACACUUGGGCAGCACCUUCUACUGCGAAGGAGAGGAUUGACUACACGAAUAGGAGUCUGCAUACGACUGCUUGGCUGCUUCUGACCUAG
Necator americanus (New World hookworm) is the source of this 477-nucleotide messenger RNA. RefSeq lists its product as uncharacterized. The transcript is spliced from 2 exons. The coding region runs from base 1 to 477 and encodes 158 amino acids. Lineage: Eukaryota; Metazoa; Nematoda; Chromadorea; Rhabditida; Ancylostomatidae. The record is from RefSeq and is a predicted model, not a curated record.